Molecule: messenger RNA, 6756 nt
Organism: Danio aesculapii
Lineage: Eukaryota; Metazoa; Chordata; Actinopteri; Cypriniformes; Danionidae
Gene: cipcb
Product: CLOCK-interacting pacemaker b
Exons: 4
Coding region: 296-1249 (317 amino acids)
Biological process (GO): negative regulation of circadian rhythm; negative regulation of DNA-templated transcription
Cellular component (GO): nucleus
Source: RefSeq, a predicted model, not a curated record
GAUGCGAUUAGUCAAUCUGAAGGUUUGGUAGUUUGUGAUUGGAUGAGCUCAAGAGUCAAUCACGUGGCUGUGAGCGUGUUUUGCGUGACGGGUUUGAGCAGGGCGUCUGACCGACGCGACGAACCAAAUAAACGGUAAAAACGGUGAUAAUCGCCGCUGUGAUCGAUUACACUGACCGGGUUUGUGGAGGAGCGCGGAUAUACCGGGUUUUGAGUCGUCAUUCACCGGGAUUCCCUCCGGAUGAGCUGUCGGUCAUCAGCGCUCACACGUGUUCAGGCCGGUUCAGAGGAGGAGGAUGAAGGGUGAAGCACACCUGAGGGCGAUGGGCAGAUUUAAAAACAGACGGAUGGAGAAGUCCAAGAGGGACUCUGAGAGAGAUUCAGGCUUCUCAGACAGCAGUGCAGUGGAUCAGACAGAUGCAGAUGAUGAUUCUCGACCGCAUGCAUCGCAGCUCACUGCAGUGGUGGGCGGAGCUCUGCAGGGCCUGCAGCCAAUGAUCAUCAUGAACAAUGUUGUUCUCAAACAGCCUUCUGAAAGCUCUGCAUCAUUGAAGCCAUGGUUCAGUCCAGCGGUGGAGGUCCUCCAGCAACCGCAGGUGGUGUUCCUCCAGCCCGUGGUCCCGCAGAGAAGCUCAACCACACCCAAAACCCAAAUCACCAAACGCCGGCGCCACAAGAAAUACCUGCCCAUCCUCAAAUCAUACGCUAGAAUCGCUCCUCAUCCACACAAGAGCUCCACUAGCAGCUCUGUGUCCAGCUCUAGCUCCACUUCCUCCAUCAGGAGCUCUGCUUCCAAUCCCACCGAACACAAGCAAACGGACGCAACACCACCGAUUACUUCUGUACAUCCACAAAACACGCCUGCAGAUGGCGCUAAAGACACAGAAUGCAUGCUAGCAUCUCAAACCACAGAAUGCACGCUAGCAUCUCAAUCCACAGAGCACACACUAGCAUCUGAAUCUACAGAAUGCACGCUAGCAGCUCAAUCCAUGCUAGCACUAUCACCGCGCUGCGAUACGGAAAGUAAAACCAAACGUUUCUGCAACACCUACAACAUCCUGAGUAAAUCCGGUCUGCUGGACAUCACGCUGCGCACCAAAGAGCUAAUCCGGCAAAACCGGCGCACGCAGACGGAGCUGGAGCGCCUGCGCAAACACACAGAGCUGUUUCUGGAGGCGCUGCAGACGGGGGACGCCGAGAUCUGGAGCCGGCUGCAGACGGACAUGCAGAGCCACACAUCAUCAUCAUGAUGAAGUGAGAGAGAUGAGGAUGACGGUUGGUCUUGUGUCUUGGCUAAAUAUGUACAAAUGACUCAAUCUAGAAGUGUUUUAUUGAGGAGGAAGAAAUAUUGUUUCUAGAAAUGAGUUUUUAGUUUAGACAAGCAAAAUGAUCUGCCAAUGGGGGAAGAGAAUACUCAUAUUUCAAAGUAAUAACACCAUUAUUCUGCAUCCCCCAUUGUCACAUUAUUCUGCUUGUUUUAAGGAGAAACUCACUUCAGUUGACUCGUUACUUCUGAAAACAAGACUAUAGUUUCUGCUUGUCUAGAAAAGGCUUCUUGUUUUAAGAGUUUGUAGAUAUCUGGACUAGAAACCAGACAAAACUGUAAGAGAGAGGAGCAUUUUUACAGUGUACGUCCAUGAAUGCGACUCCUGGAUAGAUUCUGAGAUGUUUCUGAAUGCAUCGUGAUUCUCUUUAGAUUGGUGUUCUAGUAUAGAUGGCCGAUAUCGUUCGCAAAAUAAUAAUAUAACAGCAUAAUAAUGAUAAAACCGACAAUCAGUUUGUGCAAUGAUUUAUUACAGUAGCAUGUGUGCAGUACAUUAGUGCAUUUAUGAGUCUGUUUACAGAUUGAUUCACAUAUUUACUAAUAUAGGGACUACAUUUUAAUUUGAGUUUACUACACAACUGUUAAAAGUGUCUUCUAUAUAGUAUGAAUGAAUUCGCCAUAUGUCAUGAUCACAUGACCUCCCCGCGUCAGUUGUAUCGCUUCACUCACUUUCAUGAAUUCUCACAUGGUGCAUCAUGGGAUAUUUUAACGUUCAUUGUAUGCGCACUUCAGAAUCUCGCUGGAAGAAGUAGGUCAUCCGGGAACUUCUCACAUACUGUUUUUACAAUACUCUGAAUUUUGACACACUGCUCAGCUCACAUACUGUCUUUCGCAUACAGUACAGUGAAGUAUGCGACUCCAGGUUCAACUUUAGACUUUAAAUUCAUUUAAUAACUUCUGUUGAGUUGUUAAAGUAAUGAGUUGGGGGCCGUUCACUUAUCACAACUUUCUUUACGCUCGCGCUCCUUUGUUGUUGUACAUAGGAGGACAAACAAAACACUGCUGCAGCUCUGAUACCAGAUUAAUUUCUGAAUAAACACUGCAGUGCUUAUUCAUUUUGGGUGUUCUGUGUUUGUCUGAAGUAAUUAGUCCACCGAAAUGUGUAUAUUAAGUAUGAAGCUGAUCAUCACAAUGAUUGAUCUUGUUACAUGAUUUGCGGUGCGGCAUUCUGAAAAGUUGAGAUGUUUUCAACUCUGUGUGCCUGGAAAGCACAUGCGUGUCAUUGGAAAUAACGGGUUGUUAGCACAAAAGAUGCAUUAUGUGAAUGGCCCCUUAUGCACAAGUGUGCCCUCUAGUGUCCAUUAUAAAAGAAACGGAAAUAACAUGACAAUGUGUGAAUUAUAUUAUCAUGAAUAUCAAUAUCGCAAUAAUUGUUAAUAUACGGAUAUAUCCCUACGUUCUAGGCUAGUUUAAACAGCAAAUGGCGCUCCAGACUAGUUUUAGACAGCAGAUGGCGCUCUAGGCUAGUUUUAGACUGCAGACGGUGCUCAAGGCUAGUUUAUAAACAGCAGAUGGCGCUCUAGGCUCGUUUUAGACAGCAGAUGACGCUCUAGGCUAGGUUUAGACAGCAGAUGGCGCUCUAGGCUAGUUUAUAAACAGCAGAUGCCGCUCUAUGCUAGUUUAUAAACAGCAGAUGGCGCUCUAGGCUAGUUUAUAAACAGCAGAUGUCGCUCUAGGCUAGUUUAUAAAGAGCAGAUGGCACUCAAGGCUAGUUUAUAUACAGAAAAUGGUGCUCUAGGCUAGUUUUAGACAGCAGACGGCACUCUAGGUUUGUUUUAGACAGCAGAUGGUGCUCUAGGCUAGUUUAUAAACAGCAGAUCACGCUCUAGGCUAGUUUAUAAACAGCAGAUGGCGCUCUAGGCUAGUUUAUAAACAGCAGAUGGUGCUCUAGGCUAGUUUAUAAACAGCAGAUGGCGCUCUAGGCUAGUUUUAGACAGCAGAUGGCGCUCUAGGCUAGUUUAUAAACAGCAGAUGGCGCUCUAGGCUAGUUUAUAAGCAGCAGAUGGCGCUCUAGGCUAGUUUUAGACAGCAGAUGGCGCUCUAGGCUAGUUUUAGACAGCAGAUGGUGCUCUAGGUUUGUUUUAGACAGCAGAUGGUGCUCUAGGCUAGUUUAUAAACAGCAGAUGGUGCUCUAGGCUAGUUUAUAAACAGCAGAUGGUGCUCUAGGCUAGUUUAUAAACAGCAGAUGGCGCUCUAGGCUAGUUUAUAAACCGCAGAUGGCGCUCUAGGCACUCAGGGCUAGUUUAUAAACAGCAGAUAGCGCUUUAGGCUUAGAGCAUGUUCCUCUCUACACCUGCAGGUGGCAGUAGAUAACCAGAACUGGUGCUGCACGCAUACAAACCAUAACCACAGCAGUUUAGCCACCAUUUUCACAGUACAUUUCAACCACCACAGAGGGAUUCACUCAUGCAAAUAUAUCUGAUAAUCCACAUCGUUUGCAAACAUUUAAGUACGAAGGUAAUCUGAGAUUAAUGUAAACACACUGACUUUCAGCAGUCAUGUAAUAAACUUAAGCCUUUAAUAAUGUUAUGCAUCCUUUAGGUUUAAGCGGUGUGUGUCAGGAAUUGAAGGCAAGCAGAGUAUGGCUGUUUUAAAGCAAACAGCGCCAUCUGCUGCUCAAAACUGAACUCUCAUUCUGUGAAAGAGAGAAUAGCGAUGCAUUCAGAAAUAUAAUGCAGAAUCAUUUCUGGAUCUGCUAUGCAUGGAUUAAUCAGUGCAGCUUUAUGAUGCAUAAUUCUGCAUUACACAUGUGACUGUAUGUUGAGGGUGUAAAAACAGACUCUGCGGUUGUUCAUCGCUCUUUAAUAAGCUUCUGCCUUAACUGUGUUCAGCACAUCAAUGGUUUACACGCCGCUCUCUUUACGGAUCAAUGCAUUGAGACUCUCCGCUUACAGCACAGAAAUAUUGACAUGAGUAACUUCUGUUCCUGCUGAUCGAGAUGUGUGUUUGUUUUAGGAUUAUAGAAUGUGGUGAUAUAUAAGUGAUAUAUCCAGUGUCCUGCUGCUACAGGAUACAACAAUAAUAAUAAUUAGCAGCUUUUGAUUUUAUGAUUAUGACUUUUGCUUUAAAUCUGAGGGGAAAAGUCUGAAUUUAGUUUGCAGAUUUGCAACGGUUUUAUUUUCUUGAUAUAAUAUUGCAGUUUGCAGAUUUCAGCAUGUACAUUCAGCAAUUAUGAGACUGAAAGUCUAAUUGUGAAAUCUAAAAGUUGCUAUUUUGCCUUUUUAAUUCCUGCAGAAACAGAUUUUCUUUCCGUUUUUCAGCUCACUCUGACCUUUUGCUCAUAAACAUGUUAAAAGUUCACCGUUUCAGCUCACAUUUCCCUGCAAUAUCGAAUCAAAUGUAAAAAUAUUGAAAUAUCUGGUCUGUUUAAGGACUGUUAAGGCAGGACACCACAGCUGAAUAUGGUGGAAAAUGUUGAUCAAUCUCAGCACAUGAGAACGUUUGAUUUAAAUAUGCAAAUUAUGCUAAACGUGCACUAAUUUGCAUACAUUUUCCAGAAUGGAAAUCACAUUUCGAGACAUCCCAUUUACAGAGAUCCCUCCAAAUAUCAGCAUACCAAAAACUGAAAUGAGAUAUGAAUUAUAUCUGCAGUCUGGACUGUCUCGCGUGCUCAUCAGCCAAUCAGAACGCAGAGUAUUAAUAUAAAUAUACAUUAAGCAUUUGUUCUGCAGGUGAAGUUGAAUUAUGGGAUGGAUAUGAGAAAGAAUGGUGUUAAUUGUGCUUAUUAUUUUGGUGUGUGUGUGUGUUAAAGAGGAUUCUGCUCUCGUCUUGCCUUCUACUCAGUGAAGUCUCACUCAUUGUGUCUGAUGGCUCAGCUUCAGUGGCAGCUGCUGCAUUCUUGCGUCUAUUUAAAACCAUUGCUUGUGUUUAAUAAUAAUAAUAAUAAUAAUAAUAAUAGUAAUAUAGCUUUCAUAUUUCAUACACUGACUAUAAGUGUGUGUGUGUGUGGUGUCUGUGCUUUUAUACAGUGCAAUACAGCGCGCAUAAAAAUAAAUGAGAAGGAAAAUUCUCACUUCAUUUCUCACAUUUAUUGUUUAAAUUCUGAGGAAAACUCUGGAUCAUGAGAUCUAAACUAGCAACCUGGAAAAAUAAUGCAAAAAUAAUGAGCAUUUAAAAAAAUAUGUACUAAUUAUUGUGAAUUAAAUAUGCACUGAUUUGCAUGCAUUUUUAGGAGAACUUAAUAAUUGGACUACACAAAUUCAAGCAGUGUGUUUAGGAUAAAUCAGAAUAUUUAAUACAUUUUAUAUCUUUAAUCAUUUAUUUUAUUUAGAAAUCAUUUUUAUUUAUUUUAAAUUAUACAUAUAUAUGUGUGUGUAUAACUGAAUAAUUAUAUAUAAAUCAUUUAAAAAGUAAUAAUUUAAAAAUAAAAAUCUAAUAAUUUCUGAAAUGUAUGAAUUAUUAAUUCCUUAAAUCACAGGUGUUAAUCUCAGCUCUGUCAGCUCUGCAGUUUAGUUCCAACCCUAAUUAAACACACCUGAUCAAACUAAUGAAGUGCUUUAGGCUUGUCUGAAAGCUGCAGGUGAGUGUGUUGGAGCAGGGCUGGAGAUAAACUCUGCAGAGCUGUGGCUCUCCAGGAACUGAGCAUGACACCUCUGACUUAAAAUACCAUGAAUUAAGAUGACAUUUUAAUGAUAAUAAUUGUAUAUAUUAAUUCAUUCUGUUUUAUUUGUAAAAGUUAAUCAGAUAAAUGCAUUUAAUAAUCCUCAUGUUUAUACUAAACCAACACUUCUGUCAAUCAGGUGAUUAUAAAAGAGUCCUUUAUGAAUGCAGAAAUGAAAGAUAAGUGUUCAUCGACUCUAAGAUGUGAGAAAGAAAAGCAGAAUUUCCUUUAUUUGAUUGAUUUGGAAGAGUUUGGUCUUUCGUGUCGCCGUCGCCUUGCACUGAUCAGAGCAUUUCAGUAAGAAUCAUGAAGAAGAAGCACAGUUUUGAUGAAGCGUUAGCCAUCAGCUCUUACCAAUGCUUCUGUAGCUGAUGCAGAAUAAAGUAGAUUAUGAAUUAGAGAGCACGCACACACACACACACACACACACUCUGCAGACUGUGUGUUGUUGUUUUUGUAAGUGAAAUAAUAAGUGUGACGUUUUUAUUAGAUGCCAUUGACAGUGAAAUGAGUGUUGUGGAGGAGACAGACUGAAGUGUGUGUAGAGCAGAACUGUGAAGGCUUCUGUGUUUGUGUGUUUGACCUUUUUUACAUGGCUGCGUGAAGAGAUCAGCAUAUACAUCUCCCUUCAUCAGCUGUACAAGCCAAAGCUGUGGCUCAGCAUCAUGAUCUGACUCUCUGUUUGUUUUUUACGUGUCUUUUUAUUAUCCUUUUUUAAUUAAUAUUAUUAUUUGUAUUUUUGGGCUUCUUAAAUCUGUCAGACGGUUUACUGAAUAAUACACUGUCAACUGUUUUCAUGUCCUAACGUUAUUAAAAUAAAUCCAAACGUCAAA